Molecule: messenger RNA, 2012 nt
Organism: Ruditapes philippinarum (Manila clam)
Lineage: Eukaryota; Metazoa; Mollusca; Bivalvia; Venerida; Veneridae
Exons: 4
Coding region: 172-1719 (515 amino acids)
Molecular function (GO): oxidoreductase activity
Source: RefSeq, a predicted model, not a curated record
GCUUAUUAUUCCGGAAUGUCAACACGGCCAUUAUCAAGGGUUUGCAACGAAACGAAACAAUUUCUCAUUUUUGUUUUAAAAACUACACGACAGUGCAUAUAAUUACGUGCAUAAAAGCCUUUAAAAAAUUUGGCUUAUCUUUGCAUCUAUGACAGUUCAGUUUGACUGGAAAUGUCAAGUAGGAAGCGUGUAUUGAUAGUGGGAGCCGGAGCAGCUGGGACAGCAGCAGCAUAUAGUCUGAGUAAACACCCGACCAAGUUUACUGUUGAACUCUGGGAGAAAAACCUAGUGCCUGGGGGUGUUGCCGGGACAGCCAGCUUACAAGAACAGAGGGGAACUUAUGUGAACUAUGGUGUACAAGGAGGGACUCCAACGUACAGAAACACUAUGAAUCUUAUACAUGAACACGGCUUUGAAACUCAUCCUGUACACAUGAUGAUUUCAUUUGGUAAGGACGACACUGCGUGGACAAACUACGCUGAUUCUAAUCUAACCAGAAGACUCAAAGAGGACAUAGCUCGUUUUGAGAAAACUCUCAAAAUUAUAAAUAGAUUUGAAGCAUUGUUUAUAUUCUUGCCAAUUUCCAAAGUUUUGAAAUGGUUUGGAUAUUCCGAAGAGUUUAUGAAUCAGAUGGUGUUUCCCCUUACAGCGCUGUUUUUUGGUACCGGCAAUCAGACACCAAAAGUGUCAUCGGCAAUAAUGGCGAGAGUAUUUUUAGACGAUGAUUUACGCUUAUUUGAUUACGAUACAGACAGGUUAUUGAGCCAGACCCCAGAAAUGUUUGCUUUUCCAAAUCUUGAACAGAUGUAUGAAACUAUUAUAAAGAAAUCUGGGGUACGUUUUCAUCGAAACAGACCUGUCAGGACUGUGUCUAGAAUUGAUGGAAAAGUACAUGUUGUAGAUAUGAAAGGGGUUGUUGAAAUUUUCGAUGAGAUAAUAUUUGCUUGUGAUGCUGAAACAGCUCUCGGAACUUUAACAGAUCCUAGUUUUAUGGAGUUACAGACGCUUGGAAAUGUCCAGUAUUUCAAUGAUUUGAUCAUCACUCAUGAAGAUGAACAUUAUAUGAACUCUCACUAUGAACUUCAUAAAGACAAAGACCAGUAUUUAGUUCGUACUGAUGUCAGCGAUCCAUCUAAGAUCGAAAUGUCAUUUGAUCUGUCAAAUUACCAGCCCCAACUGAAGGAGAUUCGUGAUCAACAACAGCAUGUAUAUCAAACUAUCUAUUUAGAUGAUACUUGUGCAGAUAUUUGGACAUUGAAGAAAGUCGAUAAGAAAAAGAUCAUGUAUCACCAUUGGUGGCGUCAGUUUUCACACACAUGGCGACACUUUGCUUUCACUGUGCCGCUGAUGAGUUACAUCCAAGGUAAAAGAAAUACAUAUUACUGUGGUUCCUACACGCUGGUAAACACACAUGAGGUGGCGGUUAUGUCCGGGCUAGCAGCAGCUUACAGGAUCGGAGCCUCAUAUCCGUUUGACCAUGACGCUUUAGCAAGGAAACAGUUUGAUCAUUACCUCAUGGUUAUACACGGAAAACCACGAAAAGUUGGUCUCAAUUUAGACACUUUGAAAGCAGGAUGUCUUGGUUUGUUUAUUGGAAUCUUCACAGUGUUUUCACUACUGACACGUAUCUUUGUUGACUGGUAUACACAUGAAGAUAAACCGAGAGGAGGUUAUGGAAAGGCUGUGUACAAUAAUCUGGAAGGCUGGCCAAAACUGUGAGUCAACAGCUCUUGACUUAACAGUAUCUGUGAUGGAAUGAAAAAUUCGCAUAAUAAACAUAUAGUGGUGUAUAUAGUAUAGGACAAUUAUGGUUUAAUAUACUUGCUGAUAAAAACAUCACAAGGUUUUUUUUCUAUACAAUUUUUCGUUUGUAUGAUAUUCUGUAUUUGUAAAGUUGUCUAUUUUUUUGUCACAAAUACUUUUGUAUAUUGACUCUUUUUGACAUAAUUUAUAUUUUGAAACUGUUUAAUGUUUUAGAUACAUUAUAACGGGUAAACAAAUGUAUAUUUUUA